GCCCCGUAUGUUUCAGGAUAAUCUAUUGGUGCACUGUGCAUAAUCUGCAGGGUCUGCAUUGGAAUGUAGCCACGCAAUGAAUUGGCACCGUUACAGCUGUACAACUAUAUUUACCUACUACGUACAGAGUACAACUACGUCCUGUAUAAGUGUAGUACUCUGCUCUCGGUACUCAUAUGCUUGUGUGUAUCGUAUUGUAUCGGAAGCAAACGAACCAAUCCAGGGUCUUCAUGUCUAAAUAGGGAUACAAUUCCCCACAGCGGCACACAUAAAA
Molecule: messenger RNA, 274 nt
Organism: Aspergillus ruber CBS 135680
Lineage: Eukaryota; Fungi; Ascomycota; Eurotiomycetes; Eurotiales; Aspergillaceae
Exons: 1
Coding region: 77-238 (53 amino acids)
Source: RefSeq, a predicted model, not a curated record